This is a messenger RNA of Linum tenue, 1857 nucleotides long. The record is from the annotation of a GenBank genome assembly. NCBI's taxonomy places the organism in Eukaryota, Viridiplantae, Streptophyta, Magnoliopsida, Malpighiales, Linaceae.
CUCGAAUCCAUCCUGUAAUUAUCACACUAAUUUCCUAAUUAUGCUAACUUCUUUUGUCAAAACCAAUUCAAUACAAAAUUUUCACAGCGGCAGCGUAAAUUACCCGUUAUCGGAUCAGGUUUAUUAUUCAUUGCGAUCCUAUUGAUCCCCUCCUCCCUCGUAUUCUCCAUUCAGUACGAGCGGGGAAGCUUGAGGUGGAGCAACAAGAUCAAGAGCAACCAACGCAAAAUGGCCUCGGAGCCCCCGCCUUUCCAAGAAGCCGAUCAUUGCGACGUUUGCCACUGCGGCUUCAACACUUUCCGCCGCCGGGAUUAGUGAAUUGCUACCGGUCAAUCGCUUGGAUAAUCUGAAGUGCCAUUCGCACCAUUGCCGCUGUUGUGGGAGAACUUUGUGUCACGAUCACUCCUCAAAUCAAACGACUUUACCGCAAUUUGGAAUCUACACCAAUGUCAGAGUUUGUGCUGAUUGUUUUGACAAUGCUACACGAUCAGGGGCAGGCAAUCAUCAGGCUACUUCUGAUUCUGUGAAUUCCAUAACAGAUCAAGUUUCCAGAUUAGGCGUUGGGGCAGAGGUCGAACCAAUAAAGAAUCCAAGUGCACAAUAUCAGUCUCAUGCAACUGUUAUAGAUUGCAAAUGUGGAAUGCCUUUAUGCAUAUGUGAAGCUCCAACUGCAACUACUGAAACAGUUCCACCUCAGGCAAAAGCAACGUCAACAUCUGCUUCAUAUUCAAAUCCAAAGCCCCGGAAGAUAGAUGCCAUUCCUAAAAAUAGAGCAUCCAGUUCCAGUAACAAGCCUAGUUCGGUUUUCAACCAUGGUCAGAUGAACAAUGGCCUUGCAGAUAAACCUCAGUUGAACUAUGAAGCUAGUGGGGAGGGUUUAAGGGAAGCCAUAAAGAAUGAUGAUUCUGCUGCUGUAAGGAAGCUUAUCAGCCAGGGUGUAGAUGCGAAUUAUCAGGACCGGCAAGGAAUGUCUCUGCUACAUCUGGCUGCUGUAUUCAACCGAACUGACAUUGUUUUUAUCCUAAUGGAAUCUGGUGCAAGCCUGGACUGCAGAAAUGCACAAGGGGAAACUCCACUUGACUGUGCUCCCGCAACGCUGCAAUACAAGAUGAGAAAGAAAAUAGAAGAAAGUGGGGAGAAGGACCCGCAGAUCAGCGUUUGAGAUCCCUCCAUCCAUCCAUCCAUCCUUCCUUCCUUCUUUAUAUCUUUGACCUACUUUGUGCAAAUUGUAUGUUUCUCCGAAAGCCACUUUGGAUGAUUGAGUGCAGCAUGACGCGGGGAGGAUGUUGGAUGUGUGUAUGAAUGGUCGUACAUUCGAGUCUUACCUUCCCCCGAACAACACAAGCUGCUACUGUGCUAUAUGUUUUAAGCAUAUCCAUGUUUGAAUUACAGGGCAGAACCUUUCAAGAACAAGGAUUGGUGUUAUUAUACGUUCGUAUUGUAUGAUAUGACAGACCUUAAUGUUAAGCAGUUGUGACUUGUGUCAUGUGCUGUUGGUUAAGGGUGUUUGGAAUUUGGAUGGGAUGUGAGUCGGAUGGGUGGGAUUCAGAUGUGGAAUUGGGGUCUAUCUGUCGGGUUCCCUUUCGGUGUCGUUCUGCUUUCUUCUUUCACAGUUUACUUUAAUCUACGAGUAAAUUAGUUAUCUUCCAAAAGAAUGACGACAUGGAUCAUUCAUUUCUUUCUUUCUUUCUUUCUUUGGCUUUCCAUGCUAUGCUGACCAAUUCACAGGUGGAAAGUAAAGAAUGAAUAUCUUAACAGCAUAUUCUCCGACUUGCAUGCAAUUGCAAUACAGCAAUUUCGAUUUGCAUCAUCCCAACGAAACUGUCACCACUAUUUCAUUUCCUUUUGUUGUUUCUU